Messenger RNA from Diabrotica balteata, 750 nucleotides. The record is from the annotation of a GenBank genome assembly. Lineage: Eukaryota; Metazoa; Arthropoda; Insecta; Coleoptera; Chrysomelidae.
AUGCCUACAAGAGAUAGUCCAUCAAUCAAAGUUUGUGUUGGUAUAUCUAUUCUAAAAACAGAUAACAAACAAGACGCGUGCCUCAUCGCACAAGAAAAACUACAUCCAGUGUGUGCUCAAAGAACAGAAGAAUCGCCACAACCGUCAUGUUUGCAUCUGGCGGAAAUCUGCAGAGAAAACAGCGAAUGCAGAUCGAAGCUGGAAUUUUACGAGCAGUCUUGUGCAGUGGACGCUGUAACAAAAAAAUGCGCCGGGUCGCCCAUUGAAUGCCGAUCGGCGAUUUUGGGAAUUUUAGGAACGGAUCUCCGGACGACGUGCGCCUGCAAAGGAACUGACAUGGCCCAGUUGUACGAGUGUCUCGGCUGGCAGAGACUUCUCUGGGUCAAUCCCUGUGUAGUGGAAUCUCAGAAAAACUUUCACAUGGCAAAAGCCCUGGAACAAGCUAAGUACACAACAGCCAUUCCAACAACAUCAGCUCCCUUAAUUCGCCACCGGCCCACUUCCGUUCACCACUUCAAUAUAAACCACCAAGAUAACAUGAUAUCAGCAACAGAAGCUUCAUUACAUACGAGAAUCAACACAAUCGCCGAGUUUAUCCCACCUCCUCAGGCAUUUGUACCAACUAGCACUUCUACUACUACAACUACGACUACUACAACAACGACGACUACAACAACAACAACAAGACCUCCUUCUACAAGACGAACGAAACCACCAACCACCACUACAGCCCUACCACCAAGUAAGUAA